AUUAUUCAAGAUGGCGCUGUCCAUGUGAUGGUGACAGUAACACGCGCCCUAAGAAAAAAAUGGCCAAAAAAUCAGUCUUAUCAGGAUCGUAAGAGUGACAGCAAUUAAAAAUAAAAACAAUAAUGAAUGCCAUUCAAAAGAGAACAUUUCGCUUUCUUGUAGAUAGGUUUAAGCUUCAGGAAUCGCUGUGUUCUAGAUUGUGGUGGGCCCACGUCUUCUCGUCGCAUGCGUACGGACAGGACGGACUGCAACGAGUACCCGGCAACAACGAGCCGUGCAGUAAACGGUCCACUCACUCGUGGUCGAGACACCGGUAUGGGAUUGUACCUCAUAGCUCACCGAAUCGUUUGUAUCCGUCCCUCACUUGUCCACUCAGGAGACAUACUAGUAGGCAUUACUCUGACUCGGACAGUAAUACUAAUAAUGGAAAUGGUGAGAAGAAUAUUUCCACGCUGUUCAUCCCGGUACCCGUCAAAACGACGUUCAACCCCGAUGAUAUCAACAUUGGGGAGGAGUUGGGGGCCAGUCUUAAGGACAAGAAAGCUGAGCUGUUGAAGGUCUUGAAUUCAUUCUACAGAAGGAAAGAAAUACAGAGAUUGGCUGCAGAAAAUGGAUUGGAUGAGCUGCUAUUCCACCAGGCGUUUGUGAGCUUCCGCAAAUACAUUGUAGAAGUGGAGAGUCUGGAGCCAGACUUGCACAUCAUACUGAGUGACAUCUUGGUCGGGGCCGGACACGUGGACGAUAUUUUCCCGUACUUCAUGCGUCACGCCAGACAGGUCUUCCCAGCGCUGGACUGCAUGGACGACCUGCGGAAGAUCAGCGACCUGACUGACCCUGCCCAAUGGUAUCCAGAUGCAAGAGCCGUCAAGCGGAAAAUAAUCUUCCAUGCCGGCCCGACCAACAGCGGGAAAACUUACCAUGCGCUGGAGCGGUUCUGCACUGCCAAGUCUGGUGUGUACUGUGGACCCUUGAAACUACUCGCAAACGAGGUUCACAUGAAGACCAAUGAUAAGGGCAUCAUGUGUGAUCUUGUGACCGGGGAGGAGAGACGUUACGCCAACCCAGAGGGGAUCCCAGCCAGUCACGUUGCUUGUACCGUAGAGAUGACCAACGUCAAUCAACCAUAUGAAGUGGCAAUUAUUGACGAGAUUCAGAUGUUGAGAGAUCCAAGUCGUGGCUGGGCCUGGACUAGAGCCUUCUUAGGAGUGGCCGCGGAGGAAAUCCAUCUAUGCGGUGAGGAGGCCGCUGUGAAGCUGGUCCAACAGCUGGCAGAAUCCACUGGUGAUGAGAUGGAGGUCAGACGCUACAAACGCCUGACUUCACUCAAGAUACUGGACGAGCCAUUAGGAUGUCUUGAGAAUGUUCGGCCUGGCGACUGCAUAGUAGCCUUCAAUAAAAACGACCUGUAUUCAAUAAGCCGUCAGUUGGAAGCCAUGGGGAAAGAAUGUGCUGUUAUAUACGGUAGUCUGCCGCCCGGCACCAAACUAGGUCAAGCUAGAAAGUUCAAUGACCCUGAUGACCCCUGCAAGAUCAUGGUAGCCACCGAUGCUAUAGGCAUGGGACUGAAUUUGAGCAUCAAACGGGUCAUAUUUAACUCGCUGAUUCGACCAAUCAUCAACGAGAAAGGCGAGAAGGAGAUGGACAGACUCUCCACAUCUCAGGCGCUGCAGAUUGCAGGUCGGGCUGGGCGGUUUGGGACCCAGUUUGAGGAAGGCGAGGUGACCACGUUCCUGGCCAGCGACUUGCCCAUGCUCAAGGAGAUCCUGGCCUGCUCGGUGGACAAUAUCGAGGCUGGCGGACUGCAUCCCACGGCGGAGCAGAUUGAGCUCUUCGCUUACCAUCUCCCUGAAGCUACCCUGUCUAACCUCAUAGAUAUCUUUGUCAAUCUGUCCAAAGUGGACAACAACUACUUUGUUUGCAAUGUGGACGACUUCAAGUUUCUGGCGGACAUGAUCCAGCACAUUCCGCUUCACCUGAGGGCCCGGUACGUCUUCUGCUGUGCACCCAUCAACAAGAAGCAUCCCUUCAUCUGUACCAUGUUCCUAAAGUUUGCCAGGCAGUACAGUCGCAAUGAGCCCAUGACGUACGACUGGUUCUGUAGGCAGAUCGGCUGGCCGCUCUCUGUACCCAAGAACAUCCGAGACUUGAUGCAUCUAGAGGCAGUGCAUGACGUCAUGGAUCUGUAUCUCUGGAUGAGUUACCGAUUUAUGGACAUGUUCCCGGACACGGCCAUCGUUCACGGCAUACAGCGGGAACUGGACGACAUCAUACAGGAAGGUGUGGUCAACAUAACCAAGCUGAUCCGAGCCACUGAGAGUCGGUCGCCCAAUGGCGUGGCGUCGCUGCCGGACGACGAGAUAGAGAGAAAGAAACGCACGGGCAAGUCUGCAGACUUGAAGAACAAAAGCAAAAGCAAGGCAUCUGGCACAAGGAACCAAGCCCAAUCCGAUGGAAGUUCCGACGAGGAGACAAACGGCGACAAACUUGACCAGGGGAAACUCGGCUCAGUGUCAGGACGACUGAGCAAAGAACUCAUCAAGCAAGGACUGCUGUCGGAAGACGUGCUAGAUCAGUUGCACAGAGAGUGGAGGAGCUCUGGCAUGGGCGGAGUCAAGGGGAAUAAAGGAGGAGGGGGAGGCAGGAAGAAAAAGAAGAAAAAAUGAAAAUGAGACUUCAUACAGUUGGAACUAUGAGUUAGCGACUAAUCAUGUGCCAUAAGAAUUAAAGGCAAAGAAAUUACACCCAACCAACUCCCUUUGUGCCUGUCAAUCAAAGUGCGCAUUGACCAGUCAGUUCAUGGCUUUUGGUCAUGUGACCACAUUAGCGAUGUCAAACUCAGUCACAAGCUCUCUGACAUUAUGUGCACAAACCAAAGGUGGGUGUGGCUUAAUAGCAAAAUUGGAAGGGUCCAUGCAAGGCCAUUGUCAUAUCAAGUUUUGAACACUGUUGACAUGUUAAGUUUGCAAGAAUAACUGUGACAUCAUUUUUAUAAUACGUCAUCCAAAUGCUGUCUGAAACAUCAUUUGCAUCACAAAAGUGCGGGUCAUGGCACAGAAUGCGAACGUGCAGGGCGCCCUCGGGACAGUGUUUUCAAGUCUUGCAUGAAAGUUAACAGUAAUCGAAGGUUAGAAUGUGACGAUUUUAAAUUUUUAGAGAAGUUGCAUUUUUUGUUAUAUUAAGCGAAUUUGCACGAUACAACCAAACAAUUGUUGACUGCUGAGAUGUUGACCUUUUUUUUUUUACACUCUGUGGAGGACACAUGGCACCCUUGGUUUCGUCUGGGGUGAACACGCAAUCUCUAUAAUCCUAAACCAUCUCCCUGUGUUAGCACUUUCCCAAUUUUUGUUGAAGUCUACAAUCCAGUAGGGCUAGUAUGGACAAAUCCAUACACACUGUGUGGUAAUGUUGUGCAUCGGGUCGGGUUGACCAUGCAAAACCAACCCGAAUCAUUACCGAUAUAAACCGAAUCAGAACCGAUCUAAACUCCCCUAAUCCGACCUGAAACCAAACCAAACAAACCCGAAUUCAUGGCUUGAGCAACUCUGUUCGUUUUUUGUGCCUGAACUUGCCCGCAUCGCGUGAAGUCGUCGUCUCUCAGUAAAGAAUCAUAGCGUACAAUACGGUGAACGUUACAUACUGAUGGGCCUACAUGUAGUAGAGAGACUGUGCGUAAUAGACCACAAGCACAUUCAUGCGUUGAGUUUACAGUUGUACCAGGGUUAAACUCUGCAAUAAUAAUUAUUGUGUGAAAGUCCAACUGUUUCGUUUUUCUUGGGUUUAUUUGGGGGUUUUAACAAGAUGGCUUAGCCGACCUGACCCAAACAUCACAAAUGCAAAGCCUAAACCGACCCGGUUUUACCUUCGGGUCGGGUUUGCUCAACAUUACUGUGGAGCUAGGGAUCACAAGUUGCAAAGCUUGCAAAACUACGCAUUGCUGCAAAUCCGGAAAGUGUCAAUUGACGGUCACUCUAAGGGGAUACAGCUUUUUGUAUCAGUCUGUUAUUAAUUCAGUAAACCGCAAAGGGAAGGCUCAGUUAUAAAGGUGUACCAGGCCAGUCUGCUCUGAUGAGUUGAAAGACAAUAGAAUCACAAGAACAUUUGAAAAGCUGAUGUUACUUUAUUUUAAAAUCAAAAAUGUACUGAUACAUGGCGAUUGUAUAAUUAAAAACAUGAUCAAAAACAGCUGUCGUCUCAAUUUGUUUGGAUUUUUUAGUACUUAAUAUUAAAACAGUUCAUGACUAUCGUGUAUUAAAAAGCCUUUUCUAUAAUGUCCGGAAAGGCCGCAUAAUUUGGCAAAUCAACAAAGAACUUUUAAUUCUUAACAAAAAAUUUUGAAUCUUGCCAACAGAAAAAUACAAGCAUUGUAGUACUAAAAAUAAAAACUAACUUUAUAUCAUUAUCACACAUUUUGUUAAAAGCAAUAUUAUUUAUGAUUUUUCUUCAAUGAUUAGUCCACGACAGAUCAUUCUUAGGUGGCACAUGUACCCAAUACCCCCACCAAAACCCCCCGAAACAAUUCCUUAAAUAACU
Patiria miniata (bat star) is the source of this 4530-nucleotide messenger RNA. RefSeq names its product ATP-dependent RNA helicase SUPV3L1, mitochondrial-like. The record is from RefSeq and is a predicted model, not a curated record. NCBI's taxonomy places the organism in Eukaryota, Metazoa, Echinodermata, Asteroidea, Valvatida, Asterinidae. The transcript has 15 exons. The coding region runs from base 123 to 2663 and encodes 846 amino acids. Gene Ontology annotation, biological process: RNA catabolic process; mitochondrial RNA 3'-end processing. Gene Ontology annotation, molecular function: ATP binding; hydrolase activity, acting on acid anhydrides; RNA helicase activity. Gene Ontology annotation, cellular component: mitochondrial degradosome.